This is a messenger RNA of Oxyura jamaicensis (ruddy duck), 3846 nucleotides long. It is a transcript of the gene MC2R, whose product is annotated as melanocortin 2 receptor. Gene Ontology annotation, biological process: G protein-coupled receptor signaling pathway. Lineage: Eukaryota; Metazoa; Chordata; Aves; Anseriformes; Anatidae. Gene Ontology annotation, cellular component: membrane. Gene Ontology annotation, molecular function: corticotropin receptor activity. The transcript is spliced from 3 exons. Bases 1741 to 2700 code for a protein of 319 amino acids. The record is from RefSeq and is a predicted model, not a curated record.
CUAUUGCCAUUAGUGCUUGUAGAAACAUUCACUGAAAAUUUAACCAUAACAUCAUACAUUUCUGCUGAGCAGCAGAGAGCCUAUACAGACAGGUUAAAAGUACAGUAAAUCCAGAUGAAUCUCUUUACUGCUGCAGCUUUUUACUUAAUGUGCCUCCUGGAGGCUGAAAAUAGUAUUAGCUGCAGCUGGAACCAAAGGCACAAUGUUGUCCCUUGCACACCCAUGACCCCAGCUCUGUUGGGCUGGUAGGAAUACCAUUCUCAUUACAUCUGAGCACAGAUAUAUGAAAUAUUAGUAGAGGCAUACUACAGUGUUAGCAUAAUGCAGUCUGAAGAAGACUUCUCUAAGAGCCUUCUGCUCUUCUCAAAAGCUUUACAAUAAUAACACAAUCAAAGGUCGUAGCAUGUUCCCAAUUCUUUUUAAUAACCUGGUAAAACACCAGCAUCCAAUGAAAUCAAUGUAGAGCUGUCUUUGUUGACAUCAAGUACCUUCUGACUUUCUAGACUUAAAUAAAAGUAAAAAUUGAAUUUCUGUAUUGUACAUGGCCAUAAACAUAAUUAUUAUGAAUUCUGACUCUUCAUUUUCAAAGUGGACAAGAUCCAAAUUAAAUUGUUGCAUAGGGCUGAGUGAAGAGGCUCUGUGCCUCCAGUGUGCCUCUCUGCAGCUGAAAUAAAAUGUAAGCACAGAUUUACAGACUUUUUUUUAUUAGUUGUUUACUACACUUUAUGAUAUCAACAUUUUUGUGCAUGCAAUACACUAGAUUGCAUAUUGAACUUUUAGUCUAGGAAAUAAAUUUACAGCACAAAAAGAAGUGAAGACUUUCCACAACUAACUUCCAAGGCACUAACAAGUGUCUUCGGGUGCAAAUAGUGCAAAGCACCUGAAUGAGGGCCAUCUGACAUGAUACAGGAUGAGUGUUUCUGAAGCUAGUUCUCAGGAGCAAACAGCACAGGUGAUUUUGGAAGAAGCUAUUCAAAUGAUAGGCAGGGCAGGGGAAAAGAAAUCAAAGAAAAUAUUCUGUACUCCUGUUACACAGUUGUGUUGACUGUGUCUUAUUCUCCCAUGUCAUGCACACUUUCACUAAUAAUUUUCUUCAUGUAUUACAAUUUCACUCAAUAGGUCCAAAUGUUCUAAAGAAAUGGAAUAUUACAAGCAAAGAUGAAAAUUGUGUGCCAUGGAGGGUGGAAAAUGAGAGUAAGGUUUUUCUUUUUUCCUCCCUGGAAAAAUGGAAGAUUCUGGAGUAUAGUGAUGUAUUCUGUUUGUUAAAGUUUUUUGUUUGUUUGUUUGUUUGUUGGUUUGUUUUUUCUUCAUGUUCCUUCCCCUUGGAUGUGAUGCUAAAGAUUUUCACCUCCAAUUUUUAUGUGCCAGGGACCCACGUGACUCUCACUGGAGCUGUCAGACUGCCAAUUACAGACAGUUUGAAUUUUCACCAGUCCUGCACAGAGAAAAAGAAAGCAACACCAGGCAGCGUAACCAGACACACACUCCUUGUCCAACCACCUCCACAAAGGAUUGAUGUUCCUCUAUGACCAAGUUCUAGAAGGAGAACCAUGCUGAACAGCUUUCCAGGUGCCCUGAUGCCCAAGGAGAAAUACAAAAUAUUUCAGUUAAGUCUUCAAAUUGCACUAGUUGAAGGAGAAAGCUUUCGUCAAAAGAAGGAUGGUCUGACUGACAGGUCAGCUUCUGAGUAAAGCCAAGCCUGAGAAACAACAAUCCAGAAUCUUUCCACAAACAGAAGAAAUGAGCACUGAGAGACCUUCAAAUCUAAUCAAACACCUAGGGCAGACAAGUAUUCCUUCCCUUGAAAAUACAAGCGAUUUUUCCUUAAAUGUCACUGACUGUACCCAGAUCGUUGUGCCAGAGGAAGUUUUUUUCACAGUUGCUGCUGCUGGCAUAUUGGAAAAUCUGCUUGUCCUUAUUGCUGUCAUCAGAAAUAAGAAUUUGCACUUGCCCAUGUACUUCUUCAUUUGUAGUUUAGCCAUUUCAGACAUGUUAGGUAGCUUGUACAAAACUCUGGAGAACAUCUUUAUUAUCUUGUGCAAAAUGGGGUACCUGACACGUCGUGGGGACUUUGAGAAGAAGCUGGAUGAUGCCAUGGAUUCCAUGUUCAUUCUGUCUUUACUGGGGUCAAUUUUCAGCUUGUUAGCUAUUGCAGCAGACAGAUAUAUCACUAUUUUCUAUGCUUUGCGGUACCAUAAUAUCAUGACACUACGAAGGGCUUUGAUCAUCUUGGCAAUCAUUUGGACGUUCUGUGCUGGCAGUAGCAUUGCCAUUGCCCUCUUCUCCUAUGAAGCAGCUACAGUCAUUCCCUUCACUAUCCUGUUCCCUUUAAUGAUGUUUUUUAUACUGUGCCUCUAUGUCCAUAUGUUCCUCCUUGCUCGAUCUCAUGCUAAAAAGAUCGCCUCACUGCCCACCAGUGCAGUCCAUCAGAGAACUAACAUGAAAGGAGCCAUUACACUGACUAUUUUCCUUGGAGUCUUCCUUUGCUGUUGGGCCCCCUUUGUUCUUCAUAUCCUUUUAGCAAGGUUUUGCCCACAUAAUCCUUAUUGUGCCUGCUACAUGUCCAUAUUCCAUGUGAAUGGGACCCUCAUAAUGUGCAAUGCGAUCAUUGACCCUAUGAUUUUUGCAUUCCGAAGCCCAGAAUUACGGAGUACAUUUAGGAAGAUGUUCUGCUGUGCCAGGUAUAACUGGAACAGGUAGACACUAAACAAAAAAUAAAAAUAAUUAAAAAAAAAAAAAUUACUGAACCACUCUCUCUGCGGGCACUGCGCAAAGCAAACUCAUGGUUAAAAAUACUAAAAGUGAUGCCCAAAGUAAUAUUAUGCUUGUAAAAUGCUGCCAGUGAUUUCAAGAGGUCUACCAAAGAAUACCUAUGAGUUAAGUAUGCACAUAAGUCUUUGCCAACCAAACACACAGAAAUAUUACUAAUUAAGUUAAUUCUGCUCAUAAUUUUCAUGCAACAGUCUAAAAAUAACUGUAACAACUAUCUUCUGUCAUUUCAGAAAAACUCAAAUAUAAAUCCUCUGCAAGUAUUGUGUAACCCAACAGAUUAGUUUAUGCCAACUCAUUCUGUAUCAGUAAUUUCAAAUUAAGGUGUAUACUACUCUAAAAUUCUGUUGUUUAAAUCACAAAUAAAUGAAUACUUGUUUCUGAACUUCACAUUUAUAAAAAUGUCUGUGAUAAAGCAGAAAAUAUGGACAUGCGUAUAGACUUUGCUGGCAAAGUGAACUCAUUACUUUGUUCUUUAACAUCUAUUCUCCUCAAAAUCAUGCAAUUAGUAUGAUCUAAGUGUCAAAAAAAAAAAAAAAAAAAAAAAGUUUGGGAGUGUGAGUCCAUGUGAAGUGAUUUUGGUUUAAAAGUUAUUCUUAGUGACUGAAGAGUUUUUUCCAACAUAAAAACAUUCUGGUAGGAAAUUAUUUUGAAAAGGUUUUGAAUUUUAAAACACCAAAGCCAGGUCUGGACUAGCAAAGAGAAUUGCUGGCCAUGCCAGCUCCCCACUAGAAGUCCCUGGGCCAGCUUCCUUUAAUAAAAUAACAGGUUUCACAGACAGUAAAAGAACUUUGAUAAAGCCAUAGUUUUCUAAACAUGCCACAACAAGGAAUUCAAAAGUAAAACACCAGACAGAUAAUUCAAAGACCUCCAAGGAAGUCAACCACCUGGAUGAGGAACCAGCUAGGCAAUCUGGAAGGAUGCUACAAAACAGUUUGUAAUUUGCAAAAUCCUAGUGAGGAAAUUUUGAGUUGUCCUUGCCAAAGUAAUACUAAACUUCCAAAAUUGUAAGGCAGAAUAGCUUUCACAGCAAAAUAUCCUAAAGCAGUCCAGAGCAUAUGGUAAGGAAUUAACCUC